CAACACUAACAGAAAAAACGAUCUUGUGAAAGAGAAGUCUAGAAAAAAAAUGUUAAAAUCUAAUAUUAAUUUGAAAAAUAAAAUGAAAAAAGCGUUAUUCAAAAAAGUACCUAACGAUAUUAAAUAUAAAAGUGAUAACGUAACAGUCAUUAUUGAUGUAGAAGAUUACAUCGAUGUGACUCAAUCCACAACUUUGAAUACGGAAAAAACAACAAUUUCUAUUAAAGUGACAAAUAAUAUUGAACGAAAUGAUGAAAAACAAAGUAUGAUAGAACGAUUGAUGAGAACGACAACGAAAAAUCCAACGAAGCCAAAUUCUGGUGAUCAAGGAGCUGAGUAUUCCGAAUAUUACAAUGAUAUUAAUGAUGAAGUUGAAGAGGAAAUUGAAAAAAAUCCACGUGCUCGAUCUAUUCGUCAAAGUUUUACACCAAACAACAAUAAUCCAAUAUACUUUCAACCAGAACAAUUAUUAUCCUCGAAAAGAAUGUUUCCAAAAAUUAGACCUAAUCGAAAUUUGAACGACGAUUUCUACUCAUCCGAUGAAAAUAUUCCACAAUAUCAAACCGAAAAGGAUCCUAAAUUAAAUGAUUUUCAUUUUGACGCAAAUUCAUUACUUUUACAAUCAAGUGGAGAUCAAUAUAAUUUACCGUUAGAUACAAGUGAUAAAAAUGUAUAUAACAAUUAUGGAUUGAAUUUAGGACAAGAAGAAAAUGAUUUAAAUAAUUACGGUUCAUUGUUGCAAAAGGACACGGAUAAAUAUCUUUAUCCUUUAAUCGAUAAUAAUCAAGAAUAUUUAAUGAAUAAUCAAUUUCAAUUACAUUCCGAUGAGAUUUCUACACCUGAGAUUAAUAAUAAUAAUAAUAAUAAUAAUAAUGAAGAAGAAAAUAUGUAUGAAGUAAAAAAUCCAAUAAAUAUCUAUUCGGAGCCGUACGAAAAAAGUUUCGUUUUACCAUCGGAACAACAACAAUUACAUUACGUACCGGUACAUAAAAACAACAAGUAUCUAGAAAAUCGUUUAUAUCUCGAGAAUCCUUAUAAAAAACAACAUUUCAAUAAUACAGAUACAUUAAUGGAUAUUAACGACAAUUUAUAUCACCCGUUACAUAAAAUCGUAGACACAUCGUCGUCGAAGAAACAUGUUCGGCCUGUAGAACAAUUCUUAAAUCCUGUUUAUCUUAAUUCCGAGGAAAAAUGGAAUAAGCAAGAUGAAUCUAAUGAUGUGAGAACGUUGAACCAACAAAUGAAUAGACGUGGACUUCAAAAGAGAGUGAACAACGUGAUGGAUAGAACGCACAUUUAUGACCAGUCACCAGCUGUAAGAGAAAAUCAAUUUCUAGAGCUAAGAAACGGUAUUAGAAAUCGAAAUUCCGUUGAAGAGGAUGUUGCAAAUAUGCGACACGUUAAUAUUGCUGCUACUGUUAACGAAACUAAAGAAGUUGCUGAUCAAAUUCUCAAUAGAAUUGUCGACGAAUUAGAAGAAAUUAAAAUGGGUAAUACGAAAGAUCAAAGUCACAACGAAGGUUUACCGUGCAAACUUACAGGAUCGUGGGUGACAAAUAAAGCUGGAGUGAGAUUAGAUAUGAAAGUUUUCAAUCAAAGUAUAAUAGUAACUUUGGCAAAUCUUAUACCUCAACCUAUACAUGUAGGACUUUUAAACACGACAUGGAACGUAACAGGAUAUGCGCCAUUCAGACUUGGUGGACCUUUUUCUUUACUCGCUUAUGACAAUCAUACCAAAACUUUGGCUAUUUUUGUUGGUUCUUGCAAAGUAUGCCAAGGAAUCGAUACGAUCCAGGGUGUUUGGUCAGUCUCACAUGAACCAAGAGAUUGUCGAAAUUUUCAAAUGGCUAUUGGAAUAUUUAACGACAUAUUCCGAAGAACUAAACUUCUUACAGCGAUACAGGAAAAGAAGAAGGCUAUUCUACAAAGUUUAAUAAGAAACAAUACCAAUACAACUUUAGAUAAUGUUACUCCAAAAAUCGAGAGCGAAAAAAACAAUACAUAAAAAUAUGAUUAUUCAUAUACAUUAUUAUAUUAUAUAUAUAUAUAUACUAUGUUGUAAAGAUUUGUAAUAAAUCAUUU
Polistes dominula (European paper wasp) is the source of this 2082-nucleotide messenger RNA. RefSeq lists its product as uncharacterized. The record is from RefSeq and is a predicted model, not a curated record. Lineage: Eukaryota; Metazoa; Arthropoda; Insecta; Hymenoptera; Vespidae.